This is a messenger RNA of Symbiodinium pilosum, 1194 nucleotides long. NCBI's taxonomy places the organism in Eukaryota, Dinophyceae, Suessiales, Symbiodiniaceae. The record is from the annotation of a GenBank genome assembly.
AUGAAGCAGCAGCGCAAUGCUGCGGCAGACCAAGGCUCAUGGCUGACCAGAUGGCGCUGGGGAUGCUGGCUUGGCGUUUGCCUGACGGCGUCCUUAUUGCCUGUGAAUGAUGUCGCCUUCGCUAUGAAAGCCCUGGUGCGAAAGCUUCGUGACCGGAAGAGCACGCAACAACAGGCCAGUGAUGCAGCCGCGAAGCUGCGCGAUGAGCACUUGAUACAAGAGCCGGGCGACUAUCGCAUGGUGCUCAACACCCUGAAUAAGCGAUCGCUUUGGAAAGAUGCCCUCAGCAUUUGGGAUGAGAUGCGUUGGAUCGGCAGUGAGCUCGAAGAGCAGGACUUUGUCCUGGCGAUGAGUGCCUGCGCCAGAGGCGAGCAUUGGCAGGAAGCAGUUCAGCUGUUGGCGGAGCUGCUGGGCAAGCAGCCCCCACAUCUCUCCCAAGGUCGGCACCGCGAGAAUCUUCAGGCCGACUUACGUGCAUACACAGCUGCGAUCAACAGCUGCAAAGCUGCUGGCGCCUGGCAGAUGGCUGUGCAGAUCUUGCAAGACAUGGAGGACGUCGCAGUUGCUCCAGACGUGAUGACCUACAACACUGUCAUGUCUGCAUGCGAGAAGGGCCGCGACUAUGAUGCGGCCCAGCGAGUCAUGUCCGAAAUGCAGAGAUGGGACAUGCCUCCGGACAGAGUCACCUAUGGCACGAUCAUUGCGGCCUGUGGCUGGGGCAAGCAGUGGAAAUUGGCCGUGGACUACCUCCGAGAGGCACAAGGUUCUUACUUUGGCUUCGACAUUUAUGCCUGCACAGCUGCCAUCAGUGCCUGUGCGAAGGCUACCCAGUGGGAGCUGUCCCUUUCUAUAUUGGGGGAGGAUGCGACGCGGGUCAAGGGUCCGACCAUCAGGACCUACAACGCCGCCCUGAGUGCCUGCGCGGCCGCAGGGAAGUUGGAGAUGGCUCUGAUACUCAUGGAGGAGAUGCAGGUCAAUGAGCUGAUCCCGAACUUGAUGACCUACAGAUAUGUCGCCCAGUCCUGCGAGGACUCUGGCCAGUGGGAGCUUGCCCUGGAUCUCAUGGCAGAGAUGAAGAGCAUGGAUUUUGAGCCAAAGCAGCUCAUUUUUGGCUCUGUCGCUGCAGCUUGCAGAAGCGCCGGUCUGGAAGAACUGGCGAAGGCUUACGACUGGAACGGUGACGGUUCCAGCUGA